AUGGUAUUGCUGGAGAAGCAAUGGGUGAAUGUACAAGAGAAGACGUUUACAAAAUGGCUGAAUAACAAGAUCGUCUCGCGCGAGGUCGCCGUUAAAAACCUUGUGACCGACCUAUCUGACGGUAUCAUUCUUAUCCACCUGCUAGAAGUCCUGAGCAAUGAAUCCCUCGGUCGAUAUGCUUCGAACCCGAGACUCCGGGUUCAGAAGUUUGAAAAUGUCAACAAAUCGCUGGAAUUCAUCAAGAGUCGCGGGAUCCAGAUGACAAACAUCGGCGCUGAAGAUGUCGUUGACGGCAACAGAAAAAUCAUCCUGGGCCUAAUAUGGACCCUCAUUUUGCGGUUUACCAUCUCCGACAUCAAUGAGGAAGGAUUGACGGCCAAGGAAGGCCUGCUCCUCUGGUGCCAGCGAAAGACUGCGUGCUACGAAGGAGUCGAAGUCCGAGACUUCUCGUCUUCGUGGAAUGACGGGCUCGCUUUUUGUGCCCUUCUCGACAUCCAUCGACCCGACCUCAUCGAUUUCGACACAUUGGAUAAGUCUGAUCACAAGGGGAACAUGAAAUUGGCUUUUGAUAUCGCAUCAAAGGAGAUUGGUAUUCCCGAUCUGCUCGACGUGGAAGAUGUUGCGGACGUCCCUAAACCCGACGAACGAUCCCUUAUGACAUAUAUUGCCUAUUGGUUUCACGCAUUUAGUGCAAUGGAACGGGUAGAGAAUGCUGGCAGGCGGGUCGAGAAAUUUGUGAGCAAUAUGCAGGGCGCUUGGGAGAUGGAGUCGGCGUAUGAGAAGAGGAUGCGAGCUCUUCUGCAGCAGAUCCGACACCAGCGACAGACCUGGCGUGAUUCCAGGUUUGAGGGGACAUACUCCGACGCCAAAGCUCAAGCCAAUGAACUCGCCAGCUACAAACGGAACCAGAAACGAAGGUGGGUGGCAGAAAAGUCCGAUCUAGCAGCCCUUCUCGGGAAUAUCAAGACGAAAUUGUCCACAUAUCGCCUGCGGCCCUACCAGCCUCCAGCAGAGCUACGGUUGGAAGUGCUUGACUAUGAAUGGGCGGCAUUGAGCACCGACGAGCACGCAAGGAGCAAACUGAUCAACGAAACCAUUCGAGACAUCAAGAACGCUCUGAGGAAGAGCUUUGCGGACAAAGCCAACGACUUUGCACUGACUCUGAACACACUUUCUUUAGCUAUCUCCGGGCUGGAGGGUGAUGUCGAAGAUCAACUGGACCACGCGCAGCGACUGUCGGCGAACCUGGGACCGCUCGAACAGUAUCUGGAAGGAAUAGCUAUCCUUGACGAGAAAUGCCAGGAGGCCAACAUUGAUGAAAACGACUUCACGACUUAUACUUACGAUGAGUUGUUGUAUGAGCUGAGCCUGGUAAGGGCGAGUGUGCAGAAGAAGUUGACCUUCCUCGAAAACCAAAUGGUGGCGCGCAACAUGACGAAUCUAACGCCAAUCCAGCUUGAGGAAUUUGAGUCUGUAUUUCGACAUUUUGACCGAGACGGCACAAAUACUCUGACAGAGUUGGAGUUCAGCGCGGCGUUGGCAAGCCUUGGACUGGUCUACGACGAACAAGAGAUGCACGAGAAGUUUCUGGAGGUGUGUCAUACCGGUAUCGACCCGUCAAUGUCGCCGAUAUCUCGACGGCAAAGGGAGUCGCGUGGAGUGGGCUUCGAACAAUUCAUCCGCUUCAUGGUCGCCGUGACCGAAGACCAAAACAGCGCGGAACAGGUGUUCCAAUCCUUCCGCGAAGUGGCAGACGGGAAACCCUAUGUCACGGAAAUGGAUCUUCGGCAUUCAUUGAUUCCAGACGACCUCAUCGAAGACCUAUUGCAAAGUAUGCCAGAACACACGGGCCCAGACAUGGAAGCAGAUCGGGACGUGCCCAAGUAUGAUUAUAUAACUUUCAUGCAGGGCAUGAUUGGGGAUGGACAUCACGAUGCUGGACAGAGAGAUGAUGAGCGAGGCAGCCGAUCAAAUGGUGUCACGACUCCCACCACUCCCAGGCGGUAG
Molecule: messenger RNA, 2007 nt
Organism: Fonsecaea multimorphosa CBS 102226
Lineage: Eukaryota; Fungi; Ascomycota; Eurotiomycetes; Chaetothyriales; Herpotrichiellaceae
Exons: 2
Coding region: 1-2007 (668 amino acids)
Biological process (GO): muscle cell development; actin cytoskeleton organization
Cellular component (GO): Z disc; cortical actin cytoskeleton; cell projection
Molecular function (GO): calcium ion binding; actin filament binding
Source: RefSeq, a predicted model, not a curated record